AUGCCUGUCACCAAGCUUCCCUUCCACGCCGACCACAUCGGUUCCCUGAUCCGUCCGACGUCCGUCUCAGCAGCGCAAGAGAAGGCCGAUGCGGGCGAGAUCUCCCAAGAACAGCUCAGCGAAGUACAGCAGAAAGAGAUUGCAGACAUUGUAAAGAAGCAGCAGGAUCACAAUGUGCGGGCUUUGUGCUCGGGUGAGUUUGACAGGAAGUACUACUUUUCCGGUUUCUUUGAGAAGCUGGAUGGCUUCAAGGAGGUCAGUCCUGUGCCAUGGGAGGUGACGAGGCUCUCUGCCGCGCCGAUUGCAGCCUUGAAGAAGGCGGGCAAGCAGUACCCCAUGGCUGCGAUUUGCGAUGGGAAGAUCAAGUACUCGAAGAGCCCGUACCUGGACAACUGGAAGCUGCUGAGGAAUGUGGUAUCCCAAGAGCAGUGGAAAGAGUGCAAGUUCACAAUGCCACCUCCAUGCUACUUCCACCUGCGCCUUGGCCCUGGCAAGUGUUACCCCAAGGAGGUAUACCCGAACGAUGAGGCCUUCUUCAGCGAUCUUGCCGCCGCAUACCGGCAAGAGUUCAAGACUCUGUACUCCGAGGGUCUCCGCAACAUUCAGAUCGAUGAUCCGACAUUGGCGUACUUCUGCUCCGAGGACAUGCUGAAGGGUCUGCGGGAGGAUGGCGAGGAUACGGAUAAGAUGUUCGAUGUGUAUCUGAAGGCGCACAACGACUGCAUUGCUGACCGGCCCGAUGACCUUCACGUCGGACUGCACAUCUGCAGAGGUAUGGUGGCUCUGUACAGGACUGAAGCGUCUACGUUAGCUAACGACGGCCAGGAAACUUCUCGAAAUCCAUGCACUUCUCAGAGGGCUCCUACGAGAAGAUCGCAGAGAAGUUCUUUCAGACUCUCAACUACGACACCUUCUACCUCGAAUACGACAACCUCCGAUCAGGUGGCUUUGAGCCCCUGCGUUUCCUGCCCAAACACAAGAACGUUGUGCUUGGCGUGGUGACGACCAAGGAUCCUCAGUUGGAAGAUGCUGAGUUGAUCAAGAGCCGCGUGCUGGAGGCGGCGCAGAUCAUUGGCAAAGGGCAAGGGAGGAGUGUGGAGGAGGCCAUGGAGAACAUCGGGAUCAGCCCGCAGUGUGGUUUCGCCAGUGUGGCAGUUGGCGCCGAGGGAAUGACGGAAGAGAAGAUGUUUGCGAAGCUGAAGCUGGUGCAGGAUGUAGCAAAGCAGCUGUGGCCGGACCGACGGUAA
Messenger RNA from Lecanosticta acicola, 1247 nucleotides. The record is from the annotation of a GenBank genome assembly. NCBI's taxonomy places the organism in Eukaryota, Fungi, Ascomycota, Dothideomycetes, Mycosphaerellales, Mycosphaerellaceae.